UGCUGAGGCCUGUCUCCCUCCUUAUUGCAGCACAGGCAAGACAUCGCAUUCUCCUCUGAUCACUGUCAAGGACUAUCUUUUUGAGAAGUGUGCGUGCAUGUGAGAGCAGGAAUCUGGCAAGUAGUCAAAGAGGACUACCACACCCUGGGAACAUUAUUACCAGUGGUAGGGCUGAAUGUAGCAGCUGAUAUUUUCAUUCUCAUGCUAUGUUCAUUAUGUACUUAUUUCUGAGCUUAAACACAAGGAUUCAUCUUUUGCUUUUCUCUGCUCUAGUUGUUUGUUGCUUUUCCUUCAUUCUACAGCACUGUGAUUUGAUUCAGCACCCACUAGGCCUUGUUCGUCUACACACGUGUCUUUGCUAAUGAAUGCAUUGAAUGUCUAACUAAGGUCACAUCAUUUGCCAUGCUGUGCGCACAUAUUGUCAGCCUACCUAAUGACAGCCUUCGUCUUUCCUUUCCAAAGCUGUCUUCAUCACCAGCCUCUCCAUCCACCGUUCUCUCUUCUGUCCUCCUGCAUCUUAAUUUCCUCUCACUCCCAUUCCUCUUUCCUAAAACCCUGUUCCUCCUUCCCCCGCCCCUUGCAUUCCAGUCUCAAUCUCUUCGACGUGCCUUUUCUUCUUCCUGCCGGCUGGUUUCCCAGGAUGCCUUUUUCCAGGCCGCUCCGUUAGGCCCUACCAGCAUGGGCGGAGACUGGGUGGGGAGAGACAUUACGGAUUGGACCCUUCCCCUCAGGACGGGCGCACUGGCGGGUCACCCUCCCUCAGCUUCAGAUGGGCGAGGACGCUGAGAGCCCCAAAAUCAACCACACCUUCCUGCGAGACUACGUCACUGAAGCUGAUGUCAUCUCUACAGUGGAGUUUAACCAGACAGGGGACCUUCUGGCCACGGGGGACAAAGGUGGCCGGGUGGUCAUCUUUCAGAGAGAGACUGAGCCGAAAGGUGAAUCAGAGGAGGUGGGCGAGACAGGGGACUCUGGGGAGUACAAUGUCUACAGCACGUUUCAGAGCCACGAGCCUGACUUUGACUACCUGAAGAGUGUGGAGAUAGAAGAAAAAAUUAACAAGAUCAGAUGGCUGCCACAGCAGAACGCAGCACAUUUCCUCCUCUCCACCAAUGAUAAGACUAUUAAACUGUGGAAGGUAAGCGAGAGAGACAAGAGACCAGAAGGAUACAACCUGAAAGAUGAGGAGGGACGGCUCAAGGACAUCUCUACCAUCACCUCUCUACAGGUGCCAGUGCUGAAACCUACAGAUCUAAUGGUGGAGGUCCGUCCCAGAAGAGUAUUCGCUAAUGGACAUACCUACCAUGUCAACUCCAUCUCAGUCAACAGCGAUGGGGAAACCUACCUGUCUGCUGACGACCUCCGCAUCAACAUGUGGCACCUGGGCAUCACAGACCGCAGUUUCAAUAUUGUAGACAUCAAACCAGCAAACAUGGAGGAUCUGACGGAGGUGAUAACAGCGGCAGAGUUCCACCCUCACCACUGCCACUUGUUCGUGUACAGCAGCAGCAAGGGAACGCUGCGCCUCUGUGACAUGAGAGCCUCGGCUCUCUGCGACAAACAUACCAAACUUUUUGAGGAGCCUGAGGAUCCAGGGAACCGCUCCUUCUUCUCAGAGAUUAUUUCCUCUGUGUCGGAUGUUAAGUUCAGCCAUAGCGGACGUUACCUGCUGACCAGAGACUACCUCACCGCUAAGGUGUGGGAUAUCAAUAUGGAUAAAGGCCCAGUGGAGACCUUUCAGGUCCAUGAAUACCUGAGGAGUAAGCUGUGUUCCCUCUACGAAAACGACUGCAUCUUUGACAAGUUUGAGUGUGUUUGGAACAGCUCAGACAGCGUGAUUAUGACAGGGGCGUACAACAGCUUCUUCCGGAUGUUCGACAGGGAGACAGGCCGAGGCGUAACCCUGGAGGCCUGGCGAGAGAGCAGCAAGCCCCGGGCUGUACUGCGAACCCGCCGUGUGUACACUGGCGGUAAACGUCGCAGGGGCGAUGUGGGCGUCGAUAGCUUGGACUUCACCAAGAAAAUCCUGCACAUGGCUUGGCACCCAUCUGAAAAUAUAAUUGCCAUAGCAGCCACCAACAAUCUGUACAUCUUCCAGGAUCGUGUCAACCCAGAAACGCAGGCACAGUGACAAGAAUGGAAAUA
This is a messenger RNA of Pundamilia nyererei, 2145 nucleotides long. RefSeq names its product protein phosphatase 2, regulatory subunit B, gamma a (gene ppp2r2ca). The transcript is spliced from 9 exons. The record is from RefSeq and is a predicted model, not a curated record. Lineage: Eukaryota; Metazoa; Chordata; Actinopteri; Cichliformes; Cichlidae. Gene Ontology annotation, molecular function: protein binding; protein phosphatase regulator activity. Bases 770 to 2131 code for a protein of 453 amino acids. Gene Ontology annotation, cellular component: protein phosphatase type 2A complex.